This is a messenger RNA of Alternaria postmessia, 1680 nucleotides long. RefSeq lists its product as uncharacterized. The transcript is spliced from 2 exons. The record is from RefSeq and is a predicted model, not a curated record. The coding region runs from base 1 to 1680 and encodes 559 amino acids. Lineage: Eukaryota; Fungi; Ascomycota; Dothideomycetes; Pleosporales; Pleosporaceae.
AUGGGUAUUCUAGACAAGCUAACUAUUGCCCUUGUUGGCACACUCCCUCACGAUGCUAAGCAGAUGAGAAGCUGGAUCGAGCGAAACGGCGGUAAAUACUCUGCUAAGAUCACCAAGAGCGUCACCCACCUCAUCGCCAGCAAAGAAGCAUACAAGCAGCCCGCCGAUGCUGUUCAACAAGCCACCGACUUAGGCAUCCAUGUAGUCAGCUAUGACUGGUUCGACGACUCUCUCCAGGGGAGGAGGAAGCUGAGUGCUAAGAAAUAUACCUGGACGGUGUUGACGAAAGAGAGGAGAAAGAAGAAAGAGCUCAAAAGGCUGGGUACCUUGUCAGAUGGCAGUAAGUUCAGGAAAGGAUGCGAGAAGAUCAAGGAGUUAACUGGAUCAGGUACGUCAAAGAAAUCUGCUGUUGUUAAGCCCAGGAAGAGCAAGAGUUUCUUUUUCUCUACCUCUUCUUUGGUGGUCCCACCAACUCCUUUCGUAUCUGCAAAAGAGGAUCUCUUGCGUAGGAGGGCAGAACGGGAGAGUGCUCCAAUCGAAACUAUCAAUGACUUCACAAGCCCAGCCAACCGAUCUCCGAGCUCUUCCGUUCCAAACCCCAAGCCUAUUUGUUCAUCCCUCAAGAAAGUACCACAAGCUAAAAUUUCUCAUUGGAAAGAGGACUAUCACUACUACCAAGACGUCACGGGCUUUGAGUACAAGAUCGUCCUUGUACGUGGCGGCGAGUCUUCAAUGGCGAACUACCACAUCGGACUCUUGGAGAGUCACACGAAGCCGCAUGUGUACUGGGCACUUGUGCAGUACAAGCCUGCCAAAGUUCCACCAGUGAACGACGACGGUUCACACCAACACGUCCAGCAUCCUGAAGCCACCCGCCUCCUCUCUCUCGUCACCAAACCUACACCAGUCCCAGAACUCCCUUACAACGGCGAACUAUGCCCACGGAACAGCGAUUUCGCAACUGCCUCCCGCUCUUUCCGUCACGCGUUCCGUGACCUCACCCUCCUCUCUUGGGAAGAGCGUUUCGACACUAACAAAACCCUGCAAAAGGCGCGCGCCCAACACCUUAACAUCGAACCUUUUUGGUACGGAAAACCUAAAAUGGGCAUGCCGAUGGGAAUGCUACCGCAAGCGAUGGGUUUGUUGACUGGGGAAGUAAGUGGUUUAGAAGUCCGUGGCGAUAUUGAUGAUGGGUAUGUCCGUGGUGCUUCAAACCUACCGUCCAUCAGCGCUCCCCUAACCACGUAUGGUAUUAUCGGUGGCUCUAUUCACCAUGACGCCGAAGAGUUGCGGAAACACGAGGUGGCUCGUAUGCAAAAGAUCAAGGACAGGGAGGAAGUCGAGAGGAGAUCGAGGGGCCAACCUAGAGGAAUGGGCGUCAACCAUAACAGGCCUAUGUUCAAUGGAGCGAUGGGUAGGCCGACGGUUGAUGCAUAUGGUCAGCGUAUCAAUUAUGGCAGCAAUGGAGAUUAUACGAAGUAUACGGUACCGAUGCCGAUUGUGCGACCGGAGUCGGAUGUAUAUCCGGGACUAUGCCAUAAGAACGACCAGCGGCUCGAAGAUGAACUUCAACAGAAAGAGAAGGAGCUUCGUACCGAGAAGGUGCGUAAUGUACUGAUCGAAUCAACGCCGGAGAUUGAGAAGAAGGACUGGAACAGCAAGAAGGAGAAGGCUGAUUAG